This is a messenger RNA of Nematolebias whitei (Rio pearlfish), 1563 nucleotides long. It is a transcript of the gene crlf3, whose product is annotated as cytokine receptor-like factor 3. Gene Ontology annotation, molecular function: protein binding. Lineage: Eukaryota; Metazoa; Chordata; Actinopteri; Cyprinodontiformes; Rivulidae. Bases 147 to 1481 code for a protein of 444 amino acids. The record is from RefSeq and is a predicted model, not a curated record. The transcript has 9 exons.
GCUUGUUGAAUCCGCGGAAGUGUCAUCGUGUUCGGACCUGAGCGGAACUUGUCGGAUUUAAAGCGGCUGGUUUUGACGAGUCGAAGUUGAUUCGAGACUUUUGGGACAAAAUGAGCACCGAGGAGCUCUGAAGCAGGAGGAGGAGCAUGUCUGUGGAGGUGGACUUGUUGCUGCAGGAGGCGAAGGAGAGCAUCGAGGCGGCCCAGAACUACCGCAGCGAGCUGCAGCAGCGCCUGCAUGGCCUCAGCCAGGCCCGCAAACAGGUCCGGGGCAGCUCGGGUCAGGCCCGUGAGGCCCUCCGGAGGCACUUCACAGAGUUGCAAGCGGCGUCGACUCGGUUGUUGUCGGAGCGGUUAGUCGGUCUGCUGUCGGAGGUGGAUGCCAUCGAGGCGGACAGCGUCAGGCCUCUGGACGAGUGUCAGAACCUGAUCGAACACGGAGUGGGUCAGGCUGACGAGCUGCUGAGAGAAGGAGAAGCUGCUCUGCGCUGUGGGCUGGGAGACAACGAGGACAAACUGGGCAGCUUCACCAAGAAAGCCAUGCACAUCCAGUUGGACAGCCUCCCAGAGGUCCCGGCUCUCGUGGACGUCCCGUGUGUUUCAGCACAGUUGGACGACUCCCUGCUGAGUCUUCUGAGGGACCGGGUGUCCCGUCAUGGAUCUGUGUCCUCCCACCCGCCCGUUCAGAUCGAAGAACUCCAGGAGAGACCAGGCAGCAUCCUGGUCCGUUGGUGCAAGGUGGACGAGGACUUUGCUGCUGCAGAUUACCGGAUGCAGUAUCGGCGCUCAGGCAGCGGGGGGAGCCAGUACGAAGACGCCUACAUCGGACGGGACUGUGAGUUCCUGGUCCUCCACCUGGACCCUCAUACGGACUACCUGUUCAGGGUCUGCGCCCGCGGGGAGGGUCGUACAGAGUGGAGCCCCUGGAGUAUCCCGCAGACAGGAUACACCACGCUGGCGCCACAUGAGUGGCGUUCAGGAACCGAGGGUUAUAUCCUGAGCAGCAGGAAGAACAUCGCUCUGCGUAACGACUCGACCCAGAACCGCUGCUCCGUCCUCUACUCCCAUGCCUCCACCUACUUCUGUGGCCAGACGCUCACCUUCAAGAUCUCUGCAGCGGGGCAGAUGGACCGGCGGGACAGUCUGGGCGUCUGUAUGGACCCUCUGCAAGGCGAGGAGUCCCUUCAGAGAGACCGGGCCGUCUGCAUCUCCACCAACGGAGCCGUUUUUGUCAACGGUAAGGAGAUGACCAACCAGCUUCCUGCCAUCGCCGUCGGCUCAGCCGUCACCUUUGACAUGGAGUUGGUCAACUUGUUGCCUGGCAACAACAACCUGAGCGAUGGCGUCGCUUUCAAGCUGAGGGUGACCAUCGGCUCCGGGAACCGGGAGGUGGUCUUUGACUGGCUGCUGGAGCAGGCCGUGGACUCCUUCUUCUUCGGCUGCUCCUUCCUUCACUCCGGAUGGAAGGUUCUGGUGUUCUAGAGGCUCAGGUCCAUUCAGCAGCAUUCCGUUAAGGUUCUGUCGUCCUCUCAGGUUCGAGGCAACUUCAGGGUCCUGUAGAGUC